Molecule: messenger RNA, 1641 nt
Organism: Pseudozyma flocculosa PF-1
Lineage: Eukaryota; Fungi; Basidiomycota; Ustilaginomycetes; Ustilaginales; Ustilaginaceae
Exons: 5
Coding region: 1-1641 (546 amino acids)
Source: RefSeq, a predicted model, not a curated record
AUGGACUCGCAGCACCUCGUCUCUCCCCAAGAAGCCGUUGCACAAGCCCAAGCUCGCAGAUUGCAGCCGUCCGACGCGAUGGCACACCACUCCCACCACGGCCACACCUCCGAAGACGUCGGAAGCGGUCAGCAGUACUUUAACCCCGCCGCCAUGCACUCGAGGGGCAUGAACAUGGAAGGAGGCGGCCACUACGGUGGCAUGCAGCUCCCGCCGCUCGGCGGCAACGCCAGCGGUCACGGCGGCGGCUACGGCAUGGGCCAUCCAGGCCUGAGCCACCAGUCCCCGCGCCUGCUCAACCAGAGCCCGCAGCAGCACUCGAGCCCGGCGCCGACGCUGUUCGGCUCGUCGCCCGGCCACCCGUACGGAUCCCACUUCCAGGGCCAGUCCCACGCGAUGCCCUCGCAGCUCUCGCACUCGCAGCACUCGCCCAACAACUCGCACGCCCACGUCCACGGCGGCCACGGCGCCGGCUCGAUGCCCAUGUACGGCGGCUACGGCCAGUCGGGCCAGCAGCACUACUCGCACGUGCCCGGCCAGGCUGCCCACGGCGGCAUGGGCGGCAUGGUGGGCGGCGCCGGCUCCAACCCCAUGAUGGGCGCGCCCAGCGGCGGCAACAGCGAGCAGUUCAACAACUUUAACCAGCAGCAGCACUACCAGCAGCAGUACUUCCACCCCGGUGGCGUCCAGGGCGUCGCGUCCGGACAGGCGGCCGGCAACGCCGCUGCCGCUGCCGCCCCUGCUGCCGUGCCCGCCGCCAAGGUCAAGGGCGAGAAGCGGGCCAAGGCGCCGGCCGCCUCGUCGCGCUCCAAGAAGGGCGUCUCGCCCAACGACGAGAAGCCGGCCAAGGACCGCCACCACCCGUACGCCGUGCCGGCCGCCGCCGCCGCCGUCGCCGCCCCGAUCCCCGUCAUGGCCGAGGAGAAGGAGGCCAAGCCGAGCGCCAGCAAGAAGGCCAAGAAGGAGGAUGCCCCCAAGGCGCCCGUCCUCAAGUCGCACCUCAAGCCUCCGAAGCAGGCGCCGUCGGCGUGGCAGAUUUUCUUUACCGAGGAGCUGCAGAAGAUCAAGGCGCACAGCCCCGGCGAGAAGCUCAACGUGGCCCACGUCGCCAAGGACGCAGGCCAGCGCUACGCGGCGCUGCCCCAGUCGGCCAAGCAGGAGUUCCAACGGAGGAGCCUCGAGGCCAAGGAGGUCUGGGAAAAGGAGAUGGAGGACUGGAAGUCGAAGCUGACGCCCGAGGACAUCCGACGCGAGAAUGCGUUCCGGACCGCGCAGCGCAAAGCGGGCAAGUCGCGCAAGGGCAAUCUCAAGGACCCCAACGCGCCCAAGAAGCCGCUGUCGGCCUACUUCCUCUUCCUGCGGGCGAUCCGGGCGGACCCCAACAUGACGCAGGAGGUGUUUGAGGGCGAGUCGGAGACGACCAAGCAGAGCGUGCUGGCCGCCGCCAAGUGGCGCAGCCUCUCGGAGACGGAGAAGCAGCCCUACCUCGACAAGGCCGAGCAGGACAAGGCGCGCUACGAGCACCUGCGCCGCGACUACGAGCAGCUCCACGGCCUCGAGCCCACGACGAGCAAGUCGGGAGGCAAGGGAGACGACGAUGACGACGACGACGACGAGGACGACGAUGGAGACGACCUGUGA